AUGUCGCCGUAUCGCGGCAGCAGCAGCAGCAGUAGUACUCCCACUAGUUUUCUGCCCCGACUCGUCUCCCAGUCGGAACUGGCGGCCGACGUGGCGAUCGCCGUCGCCGAGGCCGCCUUGGCUCGACUCACCGUUCCGAAACCGCGCCAUAAAGUCCCUUCCAAAUUCAGCCAGUCGGCCCCAUCCACGCCGUCCGCUCUCCGAAGACGUGCCACCGCCUUCUUCCGCCGCCGGACGCCGUCCCCGAUGAAGUUCAUCGACAGCAGCGAGGAUGAAGACGACCUGGAGUUCCUCCGCGCCAUGAACAACGCCGAGAAGCGCUACUCCCAGCCGGUCCCGCCGCGGAGAAGACCCGCCAGACCUGCGCCGAGCCUCGGAAUCAUCCGCGAGCCUCAGGAAUCCUUCGAAAAAGAGCCGAGGAAAUUGACAAUCUUUGAACCUCCCAAGGGCGUCUCGAAGGCGGUCUCAAUGGAGUGCAUCACUUCUAGAGCCGCUAGAAUUGGUCCGAUCCCCAAGCCGCCGCCGAGACGUCUCAACAACCGAAGGUCGUCUUGCUUCGAGCUGAACAAAGACGACGAGUUCAAAGUGAUGGUCGCUGAUAAGCUCCUCAGCGCCAUGGACAACCUGAAGAAGGCCGAAAACGAAGCCGUCAAGUGGAGGUCGACAGAAUCGCUUAGCAAAGAAGCGACGCCGUCGAGAAGAAGGCUGUCCUCGAUCGGAGGCGCGAAAGGACCCCUGGAGAUGUUCUCCAACCUCGUCGCCAAACGCAACACCGUCCGGCACAUGUCAAUGGUCGUCAGUCCGCCUGUUCUGAUUUCCUCGACCUGUAGCGCCGUCGAACUGGAUCUCCUACCUGUGAGGCUUUGUUGAGACACCAGAAAUCAGUUUUUAUGAUAAUAGUCGAUUCACCACGACUUGAGGCAUUCUGACCUGUCUGCGCUCUCUUUUCCCUCACAGACUAGGCAUUAAUUUAAAAAAUGUGGUGCAGAGAAGUCAGGGUUGUUCAAGUUAGGGAAGGACCGAUAUUGGCUCGGAAAAGUUCUCGAAAUUGAUUUUCGAAAAUCUGUAUUGCUUUGAGACACACUGAAAAACAUCAAAAAGUUUUUUUUAUUGGAAAAAAAUGACUUGAAGAUUUAUUUCCAGACAAAAAAACGGCGAGAACAAGAGCAAUAACCAGCUGACGCGAGAUGUCAUGAAUGAAGUGAGUUUUUUUCGUUUUUUUGACAAGAUUUGAUCGAAAAAUGUUGAUUUUUUUGGAGUUCUGGAUCAUUUUUUUGUGAAAGUUUUCGAGUUUUAAAAGUUUAUUUUUUUCGAAUUUUUUUAAGAGGUUUUUUUGAAGUUUUGGCGCUCAAAUUUGAAUGGAAAUCAGUAAAUUUAGGGUUAUAUUUUUUUCCAGGUUUUUUUCCAGAUUUUUUUCCAGAUUUUUUUCUAUUUUUUUAAAAUUUUUCAAAGUGAAUUAAAAAAAGUUCUAACAGAAAAAAAUAUAUUAAAAAAAUUUUUUUGAGAGCCCAAAAAAAUGGACGUUUAUGAAAAAAAUAUCAUCACUAAAUAAUAAAAAAAUUUUUUUAAUUUCUGAAAAAUAUUAUCAAAAAAACAAUUUAUUACUCUGACUUUCGUGAAAAUUUGUGAAUUUAAAUAAAAUUUAAUAUUUGGAAACUUUGAAAAUUUUUUUUAAAAAAAUCUUAAAAAAAUCGGGUUUUUCCAAAAAAAGUGAGCGUUUUUAAGUUUUUUUCCCUUAAUUAUAACUGAAAUUCAUUGAAGAUUAUCAUACUUUUCAAAAAAACAAUCAUCAAAUGGUCGCAUUUGGAAUGGCUUGGAAGUGAGAAUUUUUAUCAUGAAUAUCGGAUAACUAACCGCAAAGCAUCCGCGACGCUUGAGCCAUUCUGAAUGCGACCCGUUAUUUUUUUCCCAUUUUCUGUUGUCUCUACUUCAGUCUUCGAACUGAAAAAUCCUGAUUGGAUACUUCAUUAAUUAUUUAAUUAAAUAAAAAAAUUUGUCCCGCCGCGUGUUGAUCAGUAGGCUUACGAGCGGAUUAUCACUGACGCAGAAGCAAAAUUUUUUUCACUCCCGUGUAGUCAUUUCGUUGACUUUUUUUGUUGAUCGGAGUGAUUUAUCGAUUAUUGAUUCGGGGUGAAGGGGAUUCUGUGUGGAAAAAAAGGGUCGAAAUUUGACAUUUUUACAUUUUGCUCAAAAAUUUUCCAUUAAAAAAACUCAUAUUAAGGUCACAUUUGGAAUGGCUUAGUGGCUUUAUAAAUUUUUUGGAAACUAUUGAAAAAAUUAAUUUUUGAGGCUUAAAAAGAAAAAAUUAAUUUUUGAGGCUUACAAACAAUAAUCCUUGAAUUUUUCCUCAUCAAAAGAACCAUUCCUAACCCAAGGACUCUUUUAAUACCUUAGGAUCAAAAUUUUCGUGGAAACCUCUUAUUUUCCUGUUGCUAGCAUCCCAUAAACCACACAAAGUUACAAAUUUUCAUUCUCUCAGAUUUUUUCAAACAGCGAAAAAUUUCAAUUUUCUUAUUUUCACUGUAACCCCAAAAAAAAGAACGAGAAUUAUCAUCAAAAGAACCGUUUCAAACCUAAACAAUACUCAGUUUUUGAGUAUGGGAGGUCAUUUUUGUGUAGGAUUUGGAAUUUUCUAUAACUUCUCUCAAACAAUCUUUGAUGAACUGAGAAUCGAUCCCCCGUAGUCGCUAUCUGCGCAAACUUCUAGUUUUUGAGAUUUUAUUUUUCAAAGUUUAUCAUUGAUCAUGUGACGCCUUUCGAAAGGAAUCUUGGCGCGCCACUAACCAUUGCACGACACUUGGAAGCGUGGUGCAGUGGCUAGCGUGUUAGCCUACGAAGCAUAGGAUGACGGUUCGAAUCCUCUUGCCGCUAACUUUUUUUGCCAUUAUUUCUUUAUUAGAAUUUUGAUGAGAAUAGCAAAAAUUUCAUAAGUAAAAACCUUUCCAAAUGAGUUCUAUAGCCGUUUUCUUUUUAAAAUCGGACAUAAAUUUUGAAGGUUUCUGAAGUUUUGGCAGACUUCACAUUAUCAGAGAACUUUUCUUAAAAUCCUUAUGGAUUCAUGAAAAUUUGAAAAAAACUUCCGGAAAGGGUGUUUGGAAAUUUUUUUUUUCCAAUAAAACUUAUUUUCGCUGUAAGUGGCCUCCAAAAUCGACCCAAAAAAAACGAACACUUGAGCGUUUAUCCUACAAUUUUUCCUCAUUAAAAGAACCGUUCCUAACCCAAAUUUCUCGACGAUUUCUCGUAAAGAGUACCCUCGUGCGAUCGCUCAGCACAUGACGGCCAAAUGCAAACAUCUCAAGUGUGACGAAUUGAAUCCAUUGGUCAGCCCUCAGUACCAUUACUACUCUUGACUUCAAAGCUUCUUUCCUUCCCGAUGAAAGGAAAAUAAAUGAAAAGAGGAAAAAUUUUUUGUGUUUGUCUUUCAUCCGUAAAUCGCCUUAACCACGCCAGGGAGUUUGGGCAAACCGUCGGUUUGGCCCCGCGUGAUUUGAAUUCUUUAGUUUUUGAGAAGAAGCUGGAGAAACGGGUGAAGGAUAGUGUUUGUUGGGAGGUCAAAGUAUGAAAUAAUCAAGAAAAUUUAUUUGUUCUUCAACAUUUUAAGAUUCAUUUUCGGUCAGGGACGGUUAUUUUUAAAUGAGAAAUCUUGUAAAAAGGCUUCAAUUUAUGCCUUUUUGAGGUUUUUUUUUCAAACUGAUCUCUUUUUAAUGUGAAGUAGGGAAUAAUCAAGGAUAUUUAUUUUUCUUAAACUUUUUUUCGAGCUGAUUCUUGGUCCGGGACGGUUAUUUAAUGGGAUAUCUUUUGAAAAAGCUUCAAAUUUUGUUUUUUUGAGGUUUUUUUUUCAGAUUUCUGAAUAUACUCAUACGUAGAUCAUACGUAGAUAUAGGCAAACACAAAAAAAUUUUUGCGUCAAAAAAAUUUUUGCAGAAGCGUUUCAAUCAUAAAAAAAAAUAUAGUUUUAUCUUGAAAACUUCAAAAAUCGUAGAAAUGAGUUCAAAAAAAGGGCCUCAGAUGAAAAAUUUGGUAAAAAUCGAUUUUUUUGAAUUUUUUUAAGAAGACCGAUUUUUAACAAAACCGAAUUUUGAGAUGACCUUUUUGAUAUUUUUUUGUUGAAAGUUUCGUUCUGAGGCACUUUAAAAAUAUGAAAAAAAUAUGUGUUUGGAAUUUCGCUUUGAUUGAAAAAUCACAUUUUUUUGGUCGUAAAAAUUUUAGAAUAACUUGUUAUUUUUUUGAAUCUUCAUAGACAAGCUUCAAAUUUUCAUCGUUCUAGGAAAAUUUUUAGUGGCCACUAUAGAGGCUCGCCAAGGACUAGAGGACACUAAAGUGGCCACUAAACUCACCUCUAUAGUGGCCACUAUUUUCCGUUUUACUGACUACUAUAGAGGUUCUCUAUUUAGUGGCCACUUGAGUAGUUUUUCUUCCAGUAACUCUGAUAAUUUUAAAACAAACAGAUUGGACCUGUUAUGUUGAUCCAUUGACCCCUAAAGUGGCCAUUUAAAUUUUUAGUGGUCUGGUAGUAGCACUUGGACCUCUAUAGUGGCCACUAAUUUUUAACACCUUAAGUGGUUAAUAAUUAGACUAAAAUAGUGGCCACUAAAACGUCAAAACCCUAUAGUGGCCACUGAAAGUUUUCCCAGUUUAUUUUCAGUUUUUUUCUCAUUUGAUUAUAGAAAUUUUCAUGACAAUUAACCGGAACGGACUUCUCAUCAUUGCGCGUCAAUUCUCCAACUUGAAGAAAUUUAUUUGAAACGGAAAAUUGUUCUUUAUUCUCCAAAUUUUACGAUCAAAAGCUUGAAGCUUCUUCCCCUUGGCUAGUACAGUUAUUCUAAAGCUUUUUUGGUGGGUGAAGACGAAUUUGGCCGUCGUUUGUAUAAACAUGACGUCGUCAUGGGACGUCCUAUGUUUGGAUUGGACGCUCCUUGACGAGAAAAAAAAGGAGAAGAAAAUUCCGGAUCUCACGCAAUUUUACGAACAAGGAACCUUCUUCUCAAUGAGGGGAUUUGUUUCAUUUGAAUGGGAAAAAGACGGAAAAAUGGACUUUUCACUUUUGACAUUUGUGGAAAUGAUUAUUUAUAGCUAUGUUCUAUCAUAGUUGAAACGGUUUGAGGAGCUAUUUUUGGACUCUUGACGAAAAAAGUUGAAGAAAAAUCAGCUUUUUUGAGUUUUCUGCUCAAUGAUUUUUGACGGGAUUUGCUGGGAAAAUUUUUAGAGGCCACUAUGGUAGUCAAAAUAGUGGUCACUGAAGGGGCUAAAAAUUAGUGGCCACUAAAGAGGUCUAAGGGCUACUACUAGACCACUAAGUGGCCACUUUAGGGGUCAAUGGAUCAACAUAACUGGUCCAAUCUGUUUGUUUUAAAAUUAUCAGUGUUACUGGAAGGAAUACUGGAUGAAAAACAACUGAAGUGGCCACUAAAACGGAAAAUAGUGGCCACUAUAGAGGUUGGUUUAGUGGCCACUCUAGUGUCCUCUCCAAAUAGUCCUUGGCGAGCCUCUACAGUGGUCACUAACAAUUUCGCCCCCGAUUCCUUUUUAAUUAUAAAAAAAGGAAAAAGGCUGAAAGAUUUGGUUUUUUUCUGGAAACUCUUGUUUAUCAUUAAGAAAAAAAUCAGCUGCUUAAUAAAUUCUAGUUGGAACGGCAAAGUGCUGAUCAAAGGUUUUUUUGGUGAUAGAAAAAAAGAAGAAACUCUCAAUAAACCAACGUACUUUUUGAAAAAAAAAAUCAAAAAGAAGAUAAAAAUACCUGAUUUCUCGGAUUAUUUGAAAAAGGCGAUUUUCUGGACCAAAAAAAGUUUGUGGGAUCCACAACAAAAUGGGAAAUUUAUUGAAAAUUUCGAUAAAAAUUGCUUUUUUGAAAUUUUUUUUUUACAAAUCUGUGAAUUUUGACCGUUUUUCUGCAGAUUCUGACACGCGUUGGGCCAUAUCCACAAAUCGUCCUACCAUCCAAUGGGUUCUGGAUGGACGGCGUCGGUCAAAAUAGCCAUGGGAUGGAUGAUCAGGUUCGUUUCAAGAUUCCAGAGCAUUUUUUUGAAAAAAAUAAAUCAGAAUAUAGGUUCUUGAAGGGUUUAGAAGCAGAAAAACGGAUUUUCAAGAAGAUUUGACGAUUAAAAAAAAUUUAUAGGGCAAAGUGACCAUUUUUUUGAGCUUCUCUAUGUAUUAUUGAUCAAAAAAAUUAGAAUAAAAAAACGAAUUUUUGAACGGUUUUUUUGGAAGAUAUAUUGAAAUUUUUCUAAAUUUUACCUCUUUCAGCUUGGUUUUAUUUGAAAAAAAUGGGAAAAAAAUAGCACGUUCAGAUAAUAUUUCUCGUACAAAAAAAUUGAAUUAGAUUAAUUAUUUCGCUAAGUAUUUUAAAGAUUUUCGAUGAAAAAAAUAAGAUUUCGAAAGAUUUUUAUCAGGAAAAAUCGAUAGUUUUCUCGUCAACAUGGAUUUUUUUCAUUCAAUUUUUCGAUCUUUAUUUUCAUAUUCUACUAUAAAAAAAUCACUAGAAGCUUCAAAAAUUUUUAAUUUUUUUAUUCUGAACUGGCUAUUCUCGACUGACAGUUUUUUUCAAAUCAACCAGGUCACGAUUAUAAAAUGUAAAAUCAGUUUCCUGAUUUUUUUUUGUGUUUCGCUCUGAUUUCUGGAUCAACUAAAACGAUUUAUUUAAGGUGAUGAGCCUCGGAAUCAACAGCUGUGCCCGGUUCAAAUUGGAGACUGAUGAGACCAGCCACUGCUACCGACGACAUUUCUUCAGGGAGGGUUCGUUUUACGGGAAAAAAAUACAACUAAAAAAAUCACUGAAAAAUGUUGAAAAAAAGGGGCUUCAGGACAAAAAAAUCUGCAUUAUCAAAUUUUUUUAAAAAAUCACCUGAACCUUUUCAACAAAUAUUUAACUAUUUUUAUGACACAAAUUUAAAAACGCUUAAAUCUGUGAAGUUAUUUGAAAAAAAUGGAGUCUUGUUGAGAAAAGGAAGUCAGUGGAAUAUUUUAAAAGGCACAUUGACUAUAAACAAUCAAAAAAACGAAAAAAAUGUGUAAUAAUAUUUCUAGAAUUUCGGUUUAUGUAUAGCAAAAAAACUUGUAGUAGAAGAAGAAACAUUUUUUUGAUAUUUUUUUCAAAGAUCUGGGAACGUUUUUGAACAAGAUUUCAUCUUUUUCAUGAUAAAAAUAAACGAAAAACUUUCAAUACUUUGAAAAAUUGGAACUCCUCGAUAUUACUUUCAAAAAUAAAAAGAGUUAGAUCGAGAAAAUGUUGAAAAAAAUGAUUUUAUAAGCUUUUUUUUACCGACUCGUCGUUGUUACGUUUCAAAAUAAUUUGAAAAAGCGUAAAAUAAUAAAGUUGAAGUUUGGCUAUCUGUUGCGUUAUAUUAAAACGAAAUCUUCUCAAAUCUGAUUAUCUGAAGGGAUAUUCUGAAGCUUUGUUGUAAUUUAUUUGAUAAAUAAAUCCGAAACCCACUUUUUUUCAUCAAUAUUCAUUUUAUUUUUUUCCAGGAACACCACGACUUUUUUUCGCCAAUGACCCAGUGGUCGGCCCCUGGUCUUAUCCGUCAGAACGGAAGUCAUUUCCUCGCACGACCAUUUCCGUAUCAUGCUCCGGACGAGGAAAGGAACUAUCCAUGAGAUCGUCUCGGCUUCAGGUUUUUUUUUUCAGAAAUAUACAAAUAUUUUGAGAAAAAAGUGACUGAAAACAAGAAAAAAAGGUUUUUAAGCGUUUUCCCACAUUUUUGACUUGAUUUGAACUAUUUUGAUCAACUUGAAUGAUGCUUGAUUCAUUGGAAACAAUCUAAAAUCGAAAAAGUUGUCAAUUCACAAAAAAUACCCAAAUUUCAGCCCUCGCCGAUCGUCCUUCAGCCUCGAGGAUGGCGAAACUUCUUUGCGAGGAAAUUACCACCGAAUUAUUCUCGCCUGUUGCUUUUCCUGGCGGCUCUGAACUCAUCGUUCAGUGAGUUUAUUUAGAAAACAAAGAAAAAAUGGAAAAAAAACUUCAUUAUUGAUGAAAAAGAGAAAGUGCGCGCCAUUGAUAACUCCCAGCCCCGCCAAUUUUCGAUCGAUUCGAGAUUUUUUUCCUCCUUAUUUCAAUUAGUUUUUGUUGUGUUUCGAAAUAUGAUUUGUUUUUAUUUUUAUUCGUCUAUUGACAGUAAAUUAAUGCACCUAACAGAGCGGAAAUUAGAGCGUUUCUAAAAAUUUAAAGCUCAAUAAAAAAUAAGCGUUCCGAAUUUUUUUUUAGGAGUUCUUCAUUGGAAAAUACUGCGAAUCAUUGCAUUUUGCUCAAUUAUCAAUAAUUCCUCUGUAUUUUGUGCCUUUUUAGUUUUUUUUUUCUUUUUAAAUAGCAUAGUUUUUUUCUUAUUAAAAAGCAAAAUAGCAUAGAAAGGGUUUUGUUUCAUUUCUCCCUUUUCAAGUCAAUUUUUUUUGUUUUUCCAGAUACGACGAGCACGUCUUGACUAACACGUACAAAUUUGGCGUGAUUUACCAAAAAGGCGGCCAAACGACGGAGGAACAACUGUUCGGGAAUGUCCAUGGAAGCCCGGCUUUCGAUGAAUUUUUGUCGGUCAUCGGCGAAACUAUCCCCCUUUGUGGAUUCCAAGUGAAUAUUGCGCAUUUUUUUUUUGUGAAGUUCAUUGUUUUUUAGCCAAAAAAAGGCAGGAAAAGUUGCUCGAAAUCCGUAAUUUUUAACGAUUAGAACUUUUAAAAUUUACAUUCUUGCAAGAUUAGAGCUAAUUUUGUUGAUUUUAGGAACUUUUUGAUAAAUAUACGGCACUAGUACUGAGAAUUAGGCGGUAUUUUUUGCUUUAAUUGCAAAUAUGAGCUAGAAUUGGAGGUUUUCUGAAGUGUUUCCGAAUUUUAACGACGAUUUCCAAAGGAAAUAAUGUUUCUAACUGAAUAAUGAACCUUUUUUUCAGGGAUACCGUGGCGGCCUCGACACGGCUCACAAUCAAACCGGCCAAAAUUCGGUCUAUACCGAAUUCAAGGGACGCGAGGUGGUUUAUUUGGCUUUUUUUUUGGUCGGAUCGUUGUUUUCAUUGAGGAUUUUGACAGAAAAAAAGCGUCAGAAUUUCUGAAAAAUUUUUCUUUUUUUUUUGUAAAAAAAUUGGUCUUUUCUGAAGGAUUUUAUACUUUUUUUCGAGCUAUUUUUUUCAUUGAAUUAAUGAAAAUCUGAGUGUAAAUGAAUAUUAUUAAGCACCAAGCUUUGAAAAAAUUGAAUUUCGAAGUUGAAAAAAUGCUUUUUCUAGACAAUUUUUUUAAAAAAUUGGAUAAUUUUGACCAAAUUUCAGGUUGAAAAAGACAUUUUUCCAGACAAUUAAUUUGAAAUUCGGUGAAAAUAAGGAAAUUGACUUCCAUUAGCUGCGAAACCAAGUUCUUGAGUCAUUUUGAACGAAUCCGAGUUUUAAACUUGAGUAAUUUGUUCCUUCUUGUAGUUGAUGUUCCACGUCUCGACGAUGCUCCCCUUCACGGUUGGAGAUGCCCAACAGCUGCAAAGAAAACGACACAUCGGCAAUGAUAUCGUGGCCAUCGUCUUCCAGGUGCCUAGACAUCCUGGUCCCUAUAGGGCCCCUUAGAAGCCCUUAAUUGUCCCCUCUAUGAGACCACUUUAAACCUUCCCCUAUAGGAGCCCCUAAAGCUUGAAAAACUGGCCCCUAUAGAGGUUUUAGUUAGUGGCCCCUGUAGGGUUUGCUAUUUUGAAUGGAAAAUAUCUGAAGGAACUCAUCAAGUAAGUUUUUUGACUUACUGAUUAUAACGAAAAGUUUAAUAUCUCCUCUAGGGACAACUUAAGCUACAGGCGCUUAAGGUUAGACCCCUUAAGGGACCACUUAAAUUUGAAGAUUUUUUUCUCCUUAACCCUAGAGGGUCCUUUCGACUUUACCUAUCUGAUUCAAAAAAAAACUUGAACCAUGAAGGGAAAAUAACCGAAUUUCCCGUCACAGGAAGCCAACACCCCAUUCGCGCCCGACAUGAUCGCCAGCAACUUCCUUCACGCCUACGUCGUCGUCCAGCCGGUUGACCCGCUGACCGACCGCGUCAGAUACCGAGUUUCCGUCGCCGCCCGAGACGAUGUCCCCUUCUUCGGGCCGACCCUCCCGGCUCCCUCCAUCUUCAAGAGGGGACAGGACUUUAGGUAUUAGGAAAUUAUUUCAGAGACAGCUCUAUUGAAAAAUAAAACGACUUUAGUUUGAACCAGAAAAAAAGGUCCUUCUGUUUCCUAUACCUUCCUGGUAAAAGUUUGAAAAAUUCUGGAUUCAAUUCUAAUAUCGAUAAGCUUCGAAAUUGCCCAAAUCUUUCAUUUUGAGACGUUUUCGUUGAGGAUUCUUGGUCAUAAAGUGCUAUAGUCUGUUCAGAUUUUGACUCUGAAGCUCGGCCCCUGAUUGGGUGAUAACCCAAUCAGAGAGCGAACCAUUCAGAAAGCGUUUUAAUAUGACGUAAUUUUUAGUUUAAGCUCCGCCCCUAAUGAUGCAAUGAACCAAUCAGAAAGCGUUUUAAAAUGACGUCAUUUUUAGUUUAAGCUCCGCCCCUAAUGACGCGGUGAACCAAUUAGAAAGCGUUUUAAUAUGACGUCAUUUUUAGUUUAAGCUCCGCCCCUAAUGACGCGGUGAACCAAUUAGAAAGCGUUUUAAUAUGACGUCAUUUUUAGUUUAAGCUCCGCCCUAAUGGCGUGAAAAACCAAUCAGAAAGCGAGCCAUUCAGAGAACCCUUUCGAUGACGUCAUUGUACUUGACAUUCUGAACAGAUUAUAGAAAAAGUCAAUAAUUAAGAAAAGUCGCGAUUUUUCAAUUUUUUUGAUUAUUCUCGAAACUGGAGUUGAUCUGGAAACUAAUCAGAAAGAUUCAAGAAAAUUUUGAAGUUGUUUUUUUAGAAACUUCAUCCUGACGAAGCUGAUCAACGCGGAGAAUGCGGCCUACAAGAGUGCCAAAUUCGCCAAACUUGCGGUGAUUUUUUGAUCUCAAAAAGAAGAAAAUUGAAUUUAUUGAAUGACAAUGAGCCAUUUUCUCAUGAUUAUCACAUGAAUUUAAGUGCAAAAUUCAUCUUCUUUGUUUAGGAACGAACCCGAGCCUCGCUUCUCGAUGGUCUUCACGCGAAUCUCCGAGAACGGGCCGAGUUCUACGCCUCGCCUUUGUUGGAAUCGGCGGCCCCCGCCAGCCCCGCUAGUCCUUCUCAUAAUGGAAUCCUGAGCAGCGUUAAGAAGGCCAUCAUCGGAAGGUAGUUGGAGGAAGGAAUUGGGAGUCACUUUAGUGGGGGAGUUUCAAAUAAUAAGUUAAAAUUUCGCUCAUAGUUUUGAUAAGGGCAGCUUUGGAGCAGUUCCAUUAGGUCAAAGUCUUUUUUUGCUCAUAACCCCUCUAGGGGCCACUCUGCCGUUCCUAAUGAGUCCAUUAAUCGACAUUUUAAGGCUUUUUCUCCCACGUGGCCUUGAGGUUCUGAAAAAAGAAAUAUUUCAUAAAUUUAUCAUUUUUUAGCUUCCAAGGAGAAUUUGGAGAGGGGGGCUAUAUCUUUUUUUAUAGAAACUCUCCACAGAGUGCUGAGUGGGGGACGAUUCCAGGAUGCCUAGGCGAUCUUCAAAACAAAAUCCCCCAAGAAAAAUCCCCCCUGACCAAAAAAACCACCAGAUUAACGAAAAUUUAAAAAAAUUCCUGGAAAAAUAACCAGCCCCUGUAAAAUAUGUAAUAUACAUGCCUAAAAAGAUUCUAAAAACUCUGAUCAAAACGCGGCCUUUCUUUAUGGGGGGGGUCGUUCGGAUGGGACUGUGGGGGCUGUUUCCUACGCCAGUGAGAGAGGGGGGGCAUUCUGUAAUAAUCCCUGAAUAGGCUCGAGACUUUUAGAAAUGAUGUUCAUGAAUUGCAUAAUUUUGCUGGUUCCAGAUCCCGUUCUGUGUCCCAAGAAGUUCAUCACCCGCAAAGAACGAUCUCGGUGAACCUCCCCCCGCGGACGACCACCAUUUCCACGGCGACGUCGACCCCGAAACGAGGCGCUCAACGAGAAAUGAGCUCUUCUUCGUCGACGGCCUCCGCCAGGACCCACAGUCCGGCGCGCGACGAUUCCAGGUAAAGCAGUCGUCCAAAAUGUUGCGUGCUUGUGUUUCUUGUUGAGUUUUGGUCCGUUUUGCAUGUCUGGGAAUGAAAAAAUGAGGUAAAAGUACGCGGAAAACGGGCUUAUCCCGCUCUGAUUUGUUAGUUAGAAACGGAAAAAGGGGAUAUAAACACAUUUUCUCCGACCAAAAUUUCAGAUUUCUGAGCUCAUAUUGUCGUCAAAAUAACUAUACAAGGUCUUGAGAAUUCUACAUAGGUUUUCGAGAGGCUCCGCCCCUUUUUAGGGUUACGUUAGGGAAAAUACCAAAAAAUAUGUAAUUUUUUUCUCCGGCGUCCAAAUCGAAUGAAACUUCUUUUAAGCCAGUGACAAAUCAAACACUAUUCGUGUACAAACUUUUUUUCGAAUCUUUUUAAAAUCGGAAGAAAACGCUCUUUAUGUUGUGUUCAGCUUUGAUUUGCCAGUCUAAAAUGAAAAAGACGGUAAAAUUACGCGCAAAAAUGCGAAAAAAAUGCUUGUUUAAAGUUUUGACCUUUUUUGAACUCUGAGAAGGGUAGUAAAAUUUUUCUAGUUCCGCUCACAUUUUUGCUCCUUUCGGGUCAUUUUUGGAGAACAUUUUUGAAAUUUGAGCAAAUUUUCGAGUCGUUUUUGCACGUAGAUUUAAAAAAAAACGAGCGAAAGCUAUUUAUUUAUAUUUGUGUCAUAUGUUUCUAAUUAUUGCUCAUAUUAUCAAGAGAUUUUUGGAAAUCACGACGAUUUUUCGAGUUUUUUUCGCAACCAAAAGAGAAAAAUAAUGAAGUUCAAGAAAAAAACAUUUAUUUACAAUUUUUUUGGUCCUCGAAAAGUCGGUGGAGGAUCAUGAAUAGAAAUUUUGAACCUUAGAGAUUUUGAAUGGUUUUUGUGCUCUCUAGGAUUUUCUGCAUGAUUUUUUUGCAUUUCCAAAAAAAAUUUAGGAGAUUUUUGGAAUGAAAUAUUUGGAUUUUCGAGAAUUUUGCAUGUUUUUGUGUUUUUCAGCACAUUCGAGCGAAAAUUUCUGUUUCAAUAAUUUUUUUUAUUUUCCAAGAUUAUUAUUGAGAGUUCAAUGCUUGGAAAAAAAAUAUCCGCAUUUUAAAGGUUUUGCAUUUUUCUGUGCUUUUCAUGAACGUUUUGCAUAUUUUAAAACGGCUUUUUUAAGCUUUAAAAUAAUAUUUUUCAGCAAAUUUUAUACCUUUUAUGGGUAUUUUUUUGUCCUUUCCGCUACUUAACUAUGUGUAAUUGCAUGUCCGCUUCUUCCUCACCUUUUGUUUUUUCUUUUUCAAGGUCACGUGGCCCAAGCGUCAAGCCCAAGCCAAGUUCCAAGCACAUGUCCAAGUGGUCGUUCCUCAGUCAUUCGCAGUUCCGAAGAAAGCACCCGCGUCGUAAAUAUAACCACUAACGCUUUUUUGUCCCAUUUCUGUUGGUUUUUUUCAUUGGAAUAUAUGAUUCUUUGAAAAAAAAAAAUUUUCAGCGAGGGAAGGUUCGACCGGCCGCCGAUGUGCCGACAUACGAGCUUGAAAAGCGUUCCUAUGACUAGGUAUACAUUUUUCAGCAUUCUUGCGGACCCCAUAGUGGUCCCUAGAGGGGCAAGUUAGAGAAACUUGAAGGUCCCCUAUAGGGACCUUUUUUGAAUGAAAUGAUAUCAAUAGAGGAUUAAUCGAAGUUUCAAAACGUCUUUCUAAUUUCAAAAAAUAGACCCCUAUAGGGGAAGCUUAAGCUUUAUGGGCUCCGGGCGGAAAAACGGAAACCCUAUAGGGACCACUUCAUCUUUAAGCCUUUGGGGAGCCCCUUUGCAAAAGUGACCACUCUAGGGGAACAUGCUGGUUGUAGAAUCAUUUCUAUGCAAAAAUUUCCAUAAAAGCUCUUUUUGAAUGGAAAAAAUAACAAUAAAAGACUUUUUUUCCUACCCUCUUGAAAGGGGAAAGAAUAUAGACCUCAUUGGGGAACACUCGAACUUUAUGGGCUCCGGGGGAAAUCUCCAGAUUGCCUAAAAUUAACCCCUCUAGGGAAAACUUUUAGUUUCUCAAAGGGUCGGUUCUUUCCUAACCCCUCUAGGGGCUUCUCUGGCGUUCCUGAGCCCUUAUAAGAGUCAUCUCGUAGGAAAAAAAGCCUGGAAACCUUUUUUUGAGAGUUCAAUAAGAAAAAUAAUUUGUUUUCUUCUUUUUCUUGUAUACCAAAAACUUUUUCAUUAGUUGAUGAAGAUUUUUUGAAAAUUCCAGUAAUUUCCAACGCAAAGAUGUGGGAUAAAAUGUAUUGGAAGCUUUUUUUUGUAAUGGACCUUUAUUUUUUAAAAGUCGGAUUGAAAACUUUUAACUUUUUCGUUACGCUGACAAGUUUGAAUAAUUUCAGACACGAGUGGGAAGUUUCCUCGAUGGAAUCGCCGGAGAACGAGCACGACUCCGACACUGGAAUGGUCAAUAUUUUUCAGCUUUUCCUUAGUUUUGAGAACUCAAAAAAAGUUUUCUAUAGCCUUGAAUCAGGUUUCAGUGAUGAUUUCCAAAGAUAUAUCUCCGAAUAAUUCAUGAUCAUAGUUCUUUUUAGGAGUCCAUGUCAUCGACGGAACUGUCGAACCAAACUCGAGCUUCUUCCUGCACUUUCUGUGUUGAUGACCUUCAUGCCACUGAAACCAAGAGGCUUGAGCACCUGAUUGAGGUAGCUUUUGGAGUUUCGAUUGGAAAUUUGGUGGUCGCACCUGAAAUGGAUCGAAGCGGCGCGGUCGAACUCUUAGGAGCUUAUUGAAUCUUAUCAAUUUGACACGGCUGAGCGCAAGUCGCUUUGGGUCGGACGCAUCACAGCCAUUCGGCUUGAGAUAGUUAUUUUCCAAGUAAGGGUCAAAAAGUAGAUUAUCGAUCUGAAACGGCUUAGCGAAAGCCGCUUCGAGUCGGGUGCAUAACAGCCAUUCGGCUUGAGAUCAUUCACUUCCAAGCGAGGGUCAACUAGUUAUAGCAUGAUUUUGACACGGCUGUGCGAAAGUCGCAUCGAGUCGGGCGCAGAGCAUUCAUUCGACUUGCGAAAAAUAGAUUUCAAGUUAGGGUCAAAAAAGUUCUUUAUGGCUCUGACAAGGCUGAGCGCAAGUCGCUUCGAGUCGGACGCAGUGCUUCCAUUUGACUUAAGAUCAUUUUCUUUAAGUUAGAGUCGAUGAAGUAUACGAUUCUCCUGAUAAGUCUGAGCGCAAGUAGCUUUGAGUCGGGCGCAGAACACUCAUUCGACUUGUGAAAAAUAGAUUUCAAGUUGUGGUCAUACAAGUUCUUUAUGGUUCUGACACGGCUAAGCGAAAGCCGCUUCAAGUCGGGCGCAUCGCAUAUCUAUUUUGAAGGCCAAAUUAAUUUAGUAACGGAUUAUUUGCAUUAAAAAUAAAUGAAAGACCUUUUUUUAGGACGUCAGCCGCCUGCAAACAGAAAAAACGGACCUUUUGCGCCAGAACGUCUCCUGCAAGACGGACAUCAAGAAACUCAAGGAUCGGUGGGUUUUUCAAUUAUCUCUAGCCCUAGGGCUGUUAAAAGCACAUUCUCAACGUAAAUAUUCAUUAAAAAAAAAUUUGAUUCGCUCAAAAUCUCAACAAAUCUAUAAUACCUUUUUGAGCAAAAAGAUCAUUUAUUCACUGCUGAAUUUUCAGAAACUUUGAGUGUAAUUUCACAAUUUUGCAGCCAAAGCUGCCUUUCCGAAGAGCUCGAUCGGGCCAACGACGAAAUCGCCCGGCUCAGAAGGAUGCUGAAAAAGCCGCUGAGCGAUUUAGCACCCGUCCAUGCCCCCCUUGAACGCUCCUAUUCCGACGUCUCUGUCUAA
This is a messenger RNA of Caenorhabditis auriculariae, 15789 nucleotides long. NCBI's taxonomy places the organism in Eukaryota, Metazoa, Nematoda, Chromadorea, Rhabditida, Rhabditidae. The record is from the annotation of a GenBank genome assembly.